GGAGGGUAGGGGGAGGGUCCGCCAGGUAAGACACACACCGCCUCAGUGUGCUCUUGGCCACGGUCACGAGCGGACUGCAGCGCUUGGCCGCUCUGAGUGUUGGGGAACCGCUCUCUCUCCCCUUCUUUUCUCACUUUAUAUAUACACACAAUCGCAUUCUACCUCUUUAGUCAGAGAAGAAGCGCUUCCCCCUAGCAUCGGGCUGGCCUCGAUUUUAGAGGGGAUUUUUUCUUUUUUUCUCUAGAGUUAACAAGUGUUAUGAAAUGAAAAAAAUACUGAUGUGAAAAGUGUUUUUAUUCUAUUUUUCCGAGCACCGAGUGAUGUGAAUGUGUCAAAACUUUUGAUAUGCAUGAUGAUCAUAUAAGUGAUACCAAAGUUUUAUAGAAUUAUGUGAUAGUGUCCUCAUCAGUGUAAUGAGCAAAAAGAGCGAAGUGGCUUCACAAAACCAAAAUAAGAAAUAUAUACGUGUAUAGUAUGUGCAUAUAUAUAAAUAUAUAUAUAAUAUCGAUGAAUAUAAGUAUAUUAGCAUAUUACACACCCACCAAAUUACUGUAAAUUAAAGAGAAUAUCACACGGUAAAAUUCUACGGCCACGGCACGCCCGCAUUAAACUCGAUGAUUGUUUAGUCCUCCGGAGUGCAUCGCCUGCGCUGCAACUUGAGAGUACUCCAAGAAUAAUCAGUGAGGCAACUAAAAAUCCCAGGAGGGAAUAGAGACGCAGAAUCAAUUAGUCUCGCGAAUAAUUAAUCAAGGGAUUUAUCUCAUUAGAAUAACUUAAUCCUGUCCUCUUACGGAUAAGAUUAUUAAGUUGGUUGAGCCCAGCGACGACUUGCCAGGAUAUCGAAGUUUCUAAAGAAAAGCCUUUUGUAGACGAAGUGCAGUUUCUGCCUUUUUUGUUCUUUUUGUUUACGUGAAUAACGAAAAUAAGAAAAGUCCUAUAUGUGAAUAAAGUUAAAUAUCAGACCCACAGAUUUAUCGGAAAAUACGCAGAGCGGAAAAUAGUUGAUGAUUGAAAUGUGGAGUGCACUUUUAGGAGCCACCCUCGUGAAAUUAAUUCUGGCAAAUUAAAUGCUGAACUUUCGGUAAUUUCGCAAUGAGGUUAUUAGUCCCCAUGUAAGAAGCCAGAAGUGCAAGUCUCAGGGCAAAGAAAAUGAAGGCCAUUGGCUACUCAAGGGGAAACUGAAAUAUUUGAAAUGGAGCAUUUCAAAACGGCUUUCUGAAGACUGACUUUGGAAAACUACUUAGAAGCUUUUAAAGAUGGCGGCCUGGAAGCAGGCGGGUCGCCGCAGCACCGCCGCCCACGCAUGGGUGUGGGCGUGCCUCGUAGCGUGCCUGUGGCGGGGCUCGUGGGCGCAGGUGGCGCCAUGCUCCUUCAACCUCAUGUGCACGUGCCGCUACGCCGCCGACGCGCCCAGCGCGGCCUACACGACCAGCCAGUACCUGGAACACGUCACUGAAGUGACCUGCGUCGGCGUCCCCUUCGCCAGAAUACCAGCUAUCCCGCCGGGCCUGGUCAUGCAGAUGGACGUGGUCAACUCGGGGCUGGAGGUCAUCGCGGACAGGGAUUUCGGGGACGUCCAGGUGGAGAACCUCAGGCUCAUGUCCAACCACAUCCGCCUCAUCGGGGACAAGGCCUUCGGCCAGAUGAGUUACUCUCUCCGCUCGCUGGACCUGAGCUACAACGAGCUCGCCGGAAUUCCCCGCCAGGCCCUGCGCCCCCUCAGGAGCUUGGAGUGGCUCAACCCUAUCCCGCCGGGCCUGGUCAUGCAGAUGGACGUGGUCAACUCGGGGCUGGAGGUCAUCGCGGACAGGGACUUCGGGGACGUCCAGGUGGAGAACCUCAGGCUCAUGUCCAACCACAUCCGCCUCAUCGGGGACAAGGCCUUCGGGGAAUUGUCAGAUUGCACAGGACUUAAUGAUUGGCGAUUUAGCUUACCAAUUGAAUGUGGCCAUAUUUUGGAAGUGUUCUGUGGAAUGCACCAUUAG
Penaeus monodon (black tiger shrimp) is the source of this 1985-nucleotide messenger RNA. RefSeq lists its product as uncharacterized. The transcript is spliced from 6 exons. The record is from RefSeq and is a predicted model, not a curated record. Lineage: Eukaryota; Metazoa; Arthropoda; Malacostraca; Decapoda; Penaeidae. Gene Ontology annotation, molecular function: protein binding. Bases 1257 to 1985 code for a protein of 242 amino acids.